UCGUGCUCGGCAUGCUCUUGGGCUAUGCCGGCUUCAGUGGCGCCAUCUUCACGCAGCUCUACCGUGCGUUCGGUAGCGGCGGCGAAGAUGGCGCCACUCUUUUGCUAAUCUUGGCAUGGCUCCCCACUGUCGUCUCGCUGCUGUUUUGCUUCACCGUUCGUGUCAUCCCACGAAUCAGUAGCAGCACGGCGGCGACGGCGAUGGGGCUUGCCGACCAGGAACGCAAGGGCGUGUUGGGUUUCCUUCGUGUCUCCGUCCUCAUUGGCAUCUACCUCCUCAUUCUGAACGUCAUGGAGGUGAAGGUACCCCGACUCUCGACGCAUGUCUACCACAUCACCAACACCUUACUCCUUUUCGUCCUCGUCGUCGGCCCACUCAUCAUCGUCGUGAAGCAGGAGUACCACCAGAUCACCUAUAAUAAGCUUCCGCCGCCGCCGGCGACUCCAUCAUCCUCUUCUGCACCGUCGUCGUCGUCGUCCUUGCAGCAAGACGUGUCAGCUAUGGGAGAUCAAGAGAUGAACUACUCGGUUUUGCAGGCUCUUUGCAGCAAGCACAUGCUACUGCUCUUCAUCACCACCGCCUGCGGCAUCGGUGGCAUCAUGACGGUGGUGGACAACAUGAGCCAGAUUGGGCAGUCAGUAGGGCACUCACAACGCACAAUCUCCAUGCUGGUGUCCCUUGUGAGCCUGUCCAACUACGCAGGGCGUGUGCUGGCUGGCCUGGGCUCUGACUAUGUGGUGGAGUGUUACAAGCUGCCACGCCCACUGGUGCUCACCAUGACGCUCCUCCUCGCAUUCUUCGGCCACCUUCUCAUCGCCUUAGGUUUGCGAGAUGGUUUGUACGUCGCAUCGCUCAUCAUGGGCUUCUGCCUUGGAUCUAUAUGGACGGUGUUGUUCGCCGUAGUGUCAGAGGUGUUUGGGCUCAAGCACUUCUCCACACUCUACAAUUUGUCCACGCUGGCAAGCCCCGUGGGAUCCUACGUGCUGAGCGUGCAGGUGGCAGGCCGUAUGUAUGACCAUGAGGCACAGAGGCAAGGCCAUCUCUGGCAAGAUCUCGCCUGCGUUGGGGUUCAGUGCUUCAGGGCAUCGUUCGAGAUAAUCGCCGGUGUGACGUUGCUAGGCAUGGUGGUGUCCCUAGUGAUGACGUGGAGGACGAGGGCAUUCUACCAUGCUAGGUUCAGUGAUGCUGGUGGUGGUGGUGUCGCAAUCACAGCCGUCGUCACGAUAGAUAAAAACAUCAAGCAACAAGAGGGGUUGGCCGAUCAAAACAAAACACUAGCUACAAGUCAAAGUCUGAGUAUCUGCUAGAUAGUACUAUACUAUAUAUAUAUAUUGCAAGGUUUCAAUUUAUAUAUGUAUAUCUAUAACUUAUUAGUGUCAAGAAGGGUUAGCAUUACA
This is a messenger RNA of Sorghum bicolor (sorghum), 1397 nucleotides long. RefSeq names its product protein NUCLEAR FUSION DEFECTIVE 4. The record is from RefSeq and is a predicted model, not a curated record. Lineage: Eukaryota; Viridiplantae; Streptophyta; Magnoliopsida; Poales; Poaceae. Gene Ontology annotation, molecular function: transmembrane transporter activity. Bases 12 to 1307 code for a protein of 431 amino acids. Gene Ontology annotation, cellular component: membrane. The transcript has a single exon. Gene Ontology annotation, biological process: transmembrane transport.